AUGCACCUGACGCUGAGCUUCACGCCGACAAGUCUCACCGCAGCCCUGUGGGACGGGCUCGAGUCGGUCGUCGAGCUGUCGGCGGCGUUCCGCGUGCUCUCGUCGUCGUCUUCCUCUGACCAGCCGCUGUCGACCUCGGCGCAGCUCCAAGCCCUCGACACGACGCUCUACAAGCUCGCGCAGCACGCCGACCUGGGCGCCGUCUCCACAAUCAGCGGCACGGUCCCGCAUCCGACGUAUCUCGCCCUCGCCCCAGGCUUCGAGUGCACCCUCGCGCGCCUCGACCCGACGCUGCCGCUCGGCGCCCAGCAGCUGCCCGACAUGCCCAUCGCCGACCUCUUCACGGGCACCAUCGCCACCCCCAUCGCCAGCCCGGGCGCGCAGCCCGACCCCGCCCCGCUCGGCCGGUUCCUCACCUCCCUCCUCCUGCAGCGCUCCGGCGCCGCAACGGCGCAGGAACGCUCCCUGUCGGCGUCCUUCGCCUCGGCCGAGAUCCGCUCCAAGGUCGCCGGCGCCGCGGAGGCGCUGGGGCCAGUCGGGACAUACUGGCGCGAGCGGUACGGCCUGGCCCGCGCGCGCGUUUUGCCAUGCGACCUGGUGGUCAUUCACACGCGUGACAUCGACUACGCCGCGCUCUGCACCGACGCCGACGCGGGGCUGCCAGAGCUCGUCGGGCCCGGCGCCGUGGCCGUGCUCGCCGACGCCAACGCGCCCGCCGCGCGCCUGGCCGUGCGCGACAAGUACGCCAACGCGAAAUGGGACGUGCUCGCCCAUCUCGCGGGUAUACUGCCUCCUGGCGGCGGGGUGGGGCACGACGAUAAGUGCUUUGCGUUUGUCCGGCCGUACCCCGCCCGCUGCGGGGCAUACCCCGGCACGACGCGCUUCGAGCACGGCGCCGUCGUGUCCGAGUUUCGUGACCUGCGCGCCAACUCGAGGUGUGUCCUCGAGAGCCACGUGCUCCAGCUAGCCCGCGACGUCGCGCCCUUCGGCACCGUCUCGCGCGUGGUCCUCGUCUCAAGAGACCUCGAGUAG
This is a messenger RNA of Vanrija pseudolonga, 1032 nucleotides long. RefSeq lists its product as uncharacterized. The transcript has 6 exons. The record is from RefSeq and is a predicted model, not a curated record. NCBI's taxonomy places the organism in Eukaryota, Fungi, Basidiomycota, Tremellomycetes, Trichosporonales, Trichosporonaceae. Bases 1 to 1032 code for a protein of 343 amino acids.